Molecule: messenger RNA, 1231 nt
Organism: Impatiens glandulifera
Lineage: Eukaryota; Viridiplantae; Streptophyta; Magnoliopsida; Ericales; Balsaminaceae
Product: anthocyanidin 3-O-glucoside 2'''-O-xylosyltransferase-like
Exons: 1
Coding region: 65-1231 (388 amino acids)
Molecular function (GO): UDP-glycosyltransferase activity
Source: RefSeq, a predicted model, not a curated record
CCAUUAGUUUUCAUCUUGUUCUAAAUACAAUGGUGUCUAAGAAGUUGUCCCAUGCAAUGAGAAAAUGGAACCUCUUCAUGUAGCCAUGUUCCCAUGGUUUGCAUUUGGGCACAUGACUCCUUUUCUCCACCUCUCAAAUGAGCUCGCCCAAAGAGGCCACAAAGUCUCAUUCUUGCUCCCAAACAAGGCCUUGUCCCAGCGUCGGCAACAUAAUCUCCAUCCGGAUCUCAUCACCUUUUACGCCAUCCAGGUUCCCCACGUCCCAGGUCUACCUAUAGGCACCGAAACCGCCUCCGACAUCCCACUCACUCUCAACUCACUCCUCGUCACCGCUAUGGAUAUGACCCGACCCGAGGUCGAGACCCUCUUGAUCAAUGACAUUCAUCCGGAUCUCAUCAUCUAUGACACUGCACAAUGGAUCCCGGAUAUCGGGUUCAAGACAGUCUGUUACAAUGUGGUCUCGGCUGCGUCUAUCGCAAUCGCGUUGGUCCCAGCAUUGAAGCGGCCGCAAGAAGACGACGAGGUACUUCAGCCUCCGCCAGGGUACCCUUCAUCUACGAUAGUGCUGAGGAAACACGAGGCCCAAGCUUUAUCAUUCGUGUCUACGGAGUUCGGGAGCGGCUACACGUUCUACGACCGAAUCACGACGGCUAUAGCGAAAGCCGACGCCAUCGCGAUUCGAACGUGCUGUGAACUCGAGGGAGAUUUGUGGGAUUACAUUGAAACGCAAUACAGAAAGCCAAUGCUAUUAACGGGUCCGGUUUUACCCGAAUUGACAAACUUAUCUUUAGAAGGCGAAUGGGCCACGUUUUUCAACCGGUUCGACCCACAUUCCGUGAUAUUUUGUGCAUUGGGUAGCCAAUGGAUACUCGAAAAAGAACAAUUCCAUGAACUUGUCCUCGGGUUUGAAAUGACGAAAAUGCCCUUCUAUAUAGCGGUUAAACAGCCCAUUGGUUUUACUACUAUCGAAGAAGCAUUGCCCGAAGGGUUUCAGGAUAGGGUCAAGGAUCGGGGAGUGGUCUUCGGGGAUUGGGUUCCACAGACUCAAAUAUUGAGCCACGGUUCGGUUGGUUGCUUUGUGAACCACCGCGGGUUCGGGUCAAUGUGGGAGACUUUAAUUAGUGAUUGUCAAAUAGUGUUAGUGCCUCAUUUGGUUGAUCAGAUAUUGAACACAAGAUUGUUGGCAGAUGAGCUUAUGGUGGCAGUGGAGGUCGAGAGUGUAUUUAUAUGA